Messenger RNA from Oncorhynchus masou masou (cherry salmon), 1423 nucleotides. RefSeq lists its product as uncharacterized. The transcript has 9 exons. The record is from RefSeq and is a predicted model, not a curated record. Gene Ontology annotation, cellular component: ESCRT I complex. The coding region runs from base 1 to 1416 and encodes 471 amino acids. NCBI's taxonomy places the organism in Eukaryota, Metazoa, Chordata, Actinopteri, Salmoniformes, Salmonidae. Gene Ontology annotation, biological process: ubiquitin-dependent protein catabolic process via the multivesicular body sorting pathway. Gene Ontology annotation, molecular function: ubiquitin binding.
AUGACCAGUCUAGAGGAGGUUCCCUUUAAGAGCCCUCUGGGGCCACUACAGGAGCUGGGGCCCCUGGGAGGAGAGAUAGAGCUGGUUACGGCCCCAGAGUUCACCAUACCAGACCAUCUCCAGAUACUACAAGACACUGAGUAUGAGUUCACCUUAGAGAACUGGGUGAUGUCUGCGCUCCAUGGAGGAUGCUACCGACCCUGGGAUGUCCCGUCCCCAUCCUGUCCUCCGUACUGGCUCAUGUUCUCCAGUCCCCAAGAGAGUCGCUCGGCCAGCAGGUGGAACAGUGAUCUGCGGGGCUCUGCCCUCCGACCAAGGAGCCACAGCCUAAGCUCUGUGGACACACGUCACCUUAACCACCACCCUCAACCCCACCCCCACCACCGCUGCCAGCAUAGCCACCGAAAAAUCAAGUUAAUGGUCUCCGACUCGGAAGACGAAGCUGGCUACUCAGAAGACGACGAGGGCUCCUCCACUGAAGAUAACGCCUCAGACUCAAAGACACACCGUGGAGCCUGUCACGGUGGUGAACGGCCUCGGUCGCAAAGCUCUGCACCAAAACACCCAUUAUCCAGAGUCAAAGACCAACAUCUUGGAUCUUCAGGAUCUUCCUCGGCGCAUCACCACUCUAACCAGCCUUCCACUGGUGGUCGAGGCUACCAGGAUCGCAACAGGAGGGCCAACUCAUCCUCCGUCCUGGACUGCAGGAGGCAAGGGUCAUUUACCGGGCUCAAACAGGAGCAGGGGCGUUCCAUCAGCCCACUUUGCCAUGGUCAGGCCAGGAGUCCCCAGAAGGAUUUCAGAAGCCAGCAGCAGGUGUCAUCGUCCUCUGGCCUGGAAGAGUCUUUUGUGCGGGCUAGCAGUGCCCAGUGCCAUGGCGAUCAGAGGCACUAUAGCAGAAAGAGGCAGCAUUCUUUGUGGUCAAGGGGAAGGAAAAACUCUGUGACCCCACAGCAGCCACAACGACCCUCUUCAGCUGGCCCUGAAAUCAAGAACAACAGGCAGACUACUCUGCGUCCGCGUAGCUCACACGGCAUUGGCUGUGACUCAUCUGCAGAGUUGCUGACGGCCCUAAGUCAGGAAGAGAGAGAGCUACUGGAGGCCAUCACUGAGCAGGGCUACCCUCUACACACUGCCAUCCUGGCUUUGCAGAAGACUGGCCACCGCAACCCACAACAGAUCCUGAGUUACCUGGUUGCCAGUGACCGUCUGUGUGCGCUGGGCUAUGAAGAGGCUCAGGUGGAGGAGGCCAUGGAGAUGUUCCAGAACUGUGAGAGCAAGGCUGGUGAAUUCCUGCAGCUCCUGGCUCAGUUCAAUGAGAUGGGCUUCCAGCAGAGUGCCAUCAAAGAGGUUCUACUGGUCCACGAGAACCACAGGGAGAGGGCCCUGGAGGAUCUCAUGACACAGCACAACUAAUGGCUGU